AUGCCUGAGGUGAAGAUACGUCUCGAAGAGCAAGAGUUCAUUGCGCAGCAGCUUGCUGAUCCCGAAGUGCAAGCGACGCUGCAGCAACGUGGGACAUACGGGGUGCAAACGACCGUCCGUGACAUUCUACUAACACGUUACAUGACACGGUUCAACCACCUGCUCCCUGGCGAGCCUGAACAGGUGUACUUGGAACGUCAGAAGCGUCAGAGGGGUCGCGGAAAACCGCGUCGGCAGGCAGAAACCGAAGCGGAGAUGAAGGAUCGCAUGACAAUGGCAGGCUCGCGUAUAUUGAACCACAUCAAGGCCUGGGUGAGGAAGAAUGUCCCGGUCGGUGAUGCGUCCACGGCGUCUGCUGAAUCGGCGACCGCACCAGUGGGUGACCUCAAGCGGGAGGCCGCCCCGCGACUCGGCGCAUACAGGGAGUUCCUUAACAGCGAUCACCCGGACGUGCCCCAGAUGGACGUCACCCUGUCGCGUCCGGAGCGUAUGGCUAAAUUCAACCGGGAGGGACGUCGGGCGUUCAAAAACCUCGGUGAGGAAGAUCGGGCGUUCCUCGAGCGGCAGGUGGAGAAGAAACGCCAGGCGGUUGCGUCCAAUGACCGUCUUGACGAACUCCGCCGGCAGUUGUACGUCGUGCAGCUGCGCUCAACCCACCAAGCCAAAAUGAAGGGAUGGCAGAGAAUGACGGGCUGUGUCGGCCUGUCCAUGAUAGGAGGUCUUGAUGAGACGGGCCAGCUAUUCAUCUCGGUCGCCACUACUGGGAAGGAUCCGACGGGCCGCUCGUUUCCUGCGGCCCUGCAAGACAGUCUCGAUGUGCAGCCCACCCGGCUGGAGUCGGAGUUCGCUCACUGGGUGCACAGGAUUUUCGACCCGGCAUCCGUGGAGAACGGCACAUCCUCUUCCGCGAAGCCCAAUACGCGCGCUAUCAUCCCCAAACUCAAUAUGGUUAUACCGGCCGGCAGCAAAACCUCGACGAAUACCCAGAAGGCUCGCGCCCAGGCGAAGGCGUUCACAUCAAAGCCCAGCGCACGGGCCAAACGCCAGGCCAAGAUGCCAGUCGCCGCUUGUGAUCCUAAGGAGGCGGCAUGCGAGGACGCUGCAGGGAGCAGCGCUGCGCCGGAUGACGGAGAUCGAAACACCGCACAGGACGCCGCUGUUACUGCUGACGGUGCGGAGCCAGGGAAGCACAACACACAGGGGCAGACCAAAAGGUCUGCGAGCAUGCGCUCAUCUGGGUUCCCGGUGAAGGCUCCCUGGGGGGAGCGCGGACCCCAGACGCAGAUAGGACAACCCCGUUUAGAGACCGAGAACCACAUCAUCUGCCCUACUCGCCCUUCAACAGCCUUUUUCUUCCUGGCCCGUGUCGCUGCGGUCAACCGAUUCCGCACCUUGCUGCUUCCCGCUCAAGGCUCCCCCUCCUCUCAGUACAGUCAAGCGCUCAAAGAACUCUGCUGGCUCGGGCUCGAGCACCGACUCCCUCCUGAACUCGUCAACUAUUCUGAACCCGACGCAGCCGGACAAAUGGGUAUUUCCUGCGAUGCUCGGACCGGGCAGGGUGACGAGACUUGCGGCCCUCGCCGCAUUGCUCCGCGCAACCCGGUCCCCGAAGACCAGCUUGCUGCUAUCGAAGCGCAGCGUGAAGCCGACCGUCUCACCAAGGUGUCCAAGGCCGCUGUUCAAAAUCUGGCCAAUACGCCGGUCAAGAGCAAGGGCAAGGGCAAGGAUUCUCCCCUCAUUGACUUCCCUUCAAGCGCCAGCCUUAGCCCGGUGCUAACUCAGAAGUAUACGAAACCGGCAAUCGACAAGGGUAAGGCGAAGGCCAACAUGAAAUCACGCGCGCCCUCCCCAGUUGUGUGGGUGCCUUCGAGCACCAGCACCACGCCGGAGCAGCUUGAAGCUGAUGCGCUGCUCGCUCGGUCGCUCAGCCAGGAUGAAGUGUUUCCCCCAGACACAACACAGAACGAUGCAGCGCUUGCUCGGUCGCUCCAGGAUCUCCUGGACAACGGGGGCAUAGUCGACGAUGACGAAGUCCCUCCUUGGAAGGCCCGACAACGCCCUGGGCGUGCGUCCGCCGCCUGCAGGUCGCCUAGCGUGGACGAUUCUCCCAGCGUGCUGGCCGCUGCUCGGCGCAAGCUUACGCAAUCUCGGAAGCCGGUCAAGGAGUCGCCCCUAAAGGGUUUACUGAGCAUCAGCGACAGCGACAACGGUGAUGAGCUCUUUGCUUUCGCUGAGAGCGACGACGACACCCCCAGCGAUCUCGCCUCCCAGAACCAGGGCUCAAACAAGGAGAACAGCGGUCCUUACAGCAAGGGCCUCGCUCGCGACGGCGACAUGGUUACUACAACCUCCGGCAAGCGCCGUUAUUCCGUCAUCUCCCUCUCUUCGGAUGACGAGAACGAUGGCCCGCCCCCGCUCAAGACUGUGAAGAUCAAGGAGGAACCGACCGAACACGUUCUUCGCGACCUCCAGGAAGUCGCGACCACCCCUUCUACGUCCCGCCCGCUUACAGGCCAAGGGCCUGGGUUACAUCCAAGGUCGCUGAGGUGCCUCGCCCAAGCGCCCUCUGCCGACACAAACACCCUUCUGCCAGCCAUUGAGGGCGUCCGGGACCUCCGGCCCUGGCUCGUCGGAUCCGAGGUCGUCAACUCGUGGGUCCUUAAGCCCCCGGGCCGUGGAGCUGUCGCGGGGCCGUCGCGCGGGCCUCGGACGCUUUUCCUCCGUGACGACUACACCGGUGCCAGCGCCAACGCUGCAGAGGUCCAAGCUGCCGUGAAGGGCAUCUCACCUACUCUCCUUGCGGCCUUCGUCGGCCGCUGCCUGCCCCAGGCGGCGCACGCUCUGCGGCCUUUCGACAUGAAACUCGACAAGGCCAACGAGGACAUCCCCUGGGGUGACAAGCCGUGGGUUCUGACGACCAAAAUAUACGUAGAGGACGAUGAAGGUCCGCUCCAUCGGAUGCAAGGCGUGGCGUCUAAGGUCACAGACAUCAUCGCGAUGGACAUCUUCUCGCUCUCCGACAUCAUGGGGGCCUACGGCUGUGCAAAAUUUCAGCUUGGGCACAAGCAGUGCUCUGGGGAAACCACCUGGGAGCCCCGUGACCUUUUCGACACCAUCAACAUCGGCUGGCCAAAGGUGACCACCAUUGUACUCGCUCUCCCCCACGUAACGCUUGAGAACAUAAUCAUCUAA
Molecule: messenger RNA, 3192 nt
Organism: Epithele typhae
Lineage: Eukaryota; Fungi; Basidiomycota; Agaricomycetes; Polyporales; Epitheliaceae
Exons: 23
Coding region: 1-3192 (1063 amino acids)
Source: RefSeq, a predicted model, not a curated record